Molecule: messenger RNA, 490 nt
Organism: Punctularia strigosozonata HHB-11173 SS5
Lineage: Eukaryota; Fungi; Basidiomycota; Agaricomycetes; Corticiales; Punctulariaceae
Product: vacuolar protein sorting 55
Exons: 4
Coding region: 1-396 (131 amino acids)
Biological process (GO): late endosome to vacuole transport via multivesicular body sorting pathway
Cellular component (GO): Vps55/Vps68 complex; endosome
Source: RefSeq, a predicted model, not a curated record
AUGGCAGCGGGGCUAAAAACUGUUAUCCUCCUCUCCUUCGUCCUGGCCGUCGGCUUCCUCCUCAUCAUCCUGUCUUGUGCACUAUGGUCGAACUGGCUACCGCUUCUCGUUGCCUUGACCUUCGUCUCCGCCCCUCUCCCUAACGCGCUCUUCUCUCGCUGUGGCCAGGACGACUUCUCUUCCGAAUACGACGGGAGCAGCGGUCCCGCCGACCUAGGCCGAUUCCUUACCUCCGUCAUCGUCGUGACCGGGUUCGCCAUGCCCAUCAUCCUCGCCCAUUCGGAAGUCAUCAGGCCAGCGGCCUCUGUUAUGUCUAUCAUCGGUGGAGGGCUUGUAUAUGGCACCAUCUUGGCGUACACUGCCGCCUUCAAGCAAGAGGAGUCCGAGUUCGAGUAGUCGAGUAUUCAACAUCGACCGAUUGUUGUCUGUACGCUUGUCUCGCAUAAUGCUGCCAUUGUAACAAGGACUAUAUGGUGUAUCCUCAUCCCGC